This is a messenger RNA of Stereum hirsutum FP-91666 SS1, 1563 nucleotides long. RefSeq names its product kinase-like protein. Bases 1 to 1563 code for a protein of 520 amino acids. The transcript has 10 exons. Gene Ontology annotation, cellular component: nucleus; cytoplasm. Gene Ontology annotation, molecular function: ATP binding; protein serine/threonine kinase activity. The record is from RefSeq and is a predicted model, not a curated record. Lineage: Eukaryota; Fungi; Basidiomycota; Agaricomycetes; Russulales; Stereaceae. Gene Ontology annotation, biological process: endocytosis; signal transduction; peptidyl-serine phosphorylation.
AUGGCGACCCCCCAUGUAAUUGCCUCGUCGUCGGCACAACCAUCCCAGUCCGGCUCAUCGAAUGGCAUCGUCGGCAACCAUUUCCGCGUAGGCAAGAAAAUCGGAGAAGGCUCCUUCGGCGUCGUCUUCGAAGGUACAAACCUCCUUUCGAACCAACCGGUCGCCAUCAAAUUCGAACCCCGCAAGUCCGAUGCCCCACAAUUGCGAGACGAAUACCGCUCCUACAGGACGUUGAACGGCACGCCCGGUGUGCCCCAGGUCCAUCACUUCGGCCAGGAGGGUCUGCACAACGUCCUCGCCAUCGACUUGCUUGGUCCGAACCUGGAGGACCUUUUCGACAUGUGUGGUCGGAAGUUUUCGAUUAAGACGGUCUGCAUGGCGGCUAAACAGGUGACUGUCACUCGCGUGCAGGCCAUCCACGACAAGUCCCUCAUCUACCGUGAUAUCAAGCCCGACAACUUCCUAAUUGGCGUUCCCGGGACAAAGAAUGCUAAUACCAUUCAUGUUAUUGAUUUCGGCAUGGCGAAGCACUACCGCGACCCGAAGACGAAGGUGCACAUCCCUUACCGCGAGCGUAAAUCCCUUUCCGGAACUGCUCGUUACAUGUCGAUCAACACACACUUGGGCCGUGAACAAUCCCGACGUGAUGACCUGGAGUCGCUCGGGCACGUGUUCAUGUACUUCCUUCGUGGUGGUCUGCCGUGGCAGGGUCUUCGAGCAGCCACGAACAAGCAGAAGUACGAGAAGAUCGGCGAGAAGAAGCAGAGCACACCCAUAGCAGAACUGUGCGACGGGUUCCCAGAGGAGUUCUCUAUUUAUAUGAACUACGUCCGAAAGCUCGGCUUCGAGGAAAGUCCAGACUACGAUUUCCUGCGGGAGCUCUUUUCCAAGGUCCUCAAGACACUGGGUGAGCCGGAGGACGGUGUCUACGACUGGAUGUUGCUGAACAACGGCAAGGGCUGGGAAGCCGGACAUACUUCCGCUGCUGUCCUCGCUCAGGCUCACGCUAAUGCCGGUACACCCACACCUCGCGAGCACAGAUCAAGGGGAGAGCAUAAGCGCGGAUCUCGCCAAGCCCUGGAUCCAAACCAAAGCGCCGCAAACGGCGUGAUCGCCAGUCCGAACACCGCACACGUCAAGCAAUCCACCAGACGACCGAACGUCCUGGAUACUUCGCGCAACGCAAGUAGGGAUGUCAGUGUACAGCCAUUGCCUCCUGCUAGUCGUCGUGCCAGCCAACAGCAAAUCUCACGCGAUGGGAGCACUGCGCUCACCGCUCCUCAUCCGUAUGCUGCUGCGCCAAGCCCCAACGCGUAUCACCGUCCAGGUACAGGAGGUUCUUAUGCCCCGAACGGACAGUCGGGCAGUCUCGCGGCUCUAGCUAACGGGAAGAAAAACGGGGACGCCAGGGAGGGAGCACUGUCACCUCGGGAGGGGCGUGCGAACGGCAUGGCGGUCUACGAUCGGGAGCAAAUGGCGAGAGUGGGGGAGCAGGACGAGGAUGGGCAUGGUGGAGGGAGGAAGAAAGGCGGCUUUUGGAGCUUGUUCUGCUGCAGGGCUUAG